This is a messenger RNA of Phytophthora sojae, 510 nucleotides long. RefSeq lists its product as hypothetical. The transcript has 4 exons. The record is from RefSeq and is a predicted model, not a curated record. NCBI's taxonomy places the organism in Eukaryota, Oomycota, Peronosporomycetes, Peronosporales, Peronosporaceae. Bases 1 to 510 code for a protein of 169 amino acids.
AUGCGUUGGGGCUUCUCCCUACUUCUAGUUGCCGCCAUCCUCGUCACAUGGAGUCAUGGCCUAGCCAACGCUCAGCAGACCAACAGCCUCGACACACACCGCGGUCUCCCGGACAGCGAGAAGAUCACCAAGGCCGAGAUCAAGUCCGCGCUCAAGGAGAGAAUGGCUGACCCCGAUGUGAAGCUGGCAGUCGGCGAGCUGAGGUCCAUGAUUAGGAAGAAUCCCGAACUGGCCCAGGCAUUCAAGAAGAACCAAGUGGUGGAGGACCGCGGGUUCAACCUCGAGAACCCCGCUGUGGUGAAGGAACUGAAGGUGGUCGGAGGACUUCUAGACGACAACUGGUCAUUGUUCCGUGAAAUAUUAACCCGACAGUGUCUGGUAGUGCCUAUUACGUUCGACGAAAGUACAAUGGAAAAAUGUGUUUUGUUCCCAAGCACCGGAACCAGGUCGUUCGAAGUAAAACUAUCUAGGAAGUUUCAUCCUGAGCACUCAACAAGGUUUGCAUUCUAA